GGGGCGCGGGGAUGCGGCGUGAGCUGUGCGCGUCUGCACGGAAAGUGCUCUCAGUCCCCACCGCUUGCUCCCUCCUGGUCGGAGGCCACCGGUCCGGUGCUAGCCUCCCCACACGCCCCCAUGGCUUCUCCGGACGACCCUCUACGAGCAGGUCACAUGGCGGAGGAGCCCGUGGAGGACACGGACCCCAGCACUCUGCCCUUCAACGUGCCAGACAAAUACCCUAUUCAAGACACGGGACUCCCGAAAGUUGAAGAGUGUGAUCCAAGCCCUUUGGACUGCCCUACAAACCCGGAUGUGCAACAUCAGGGAGAAGAAAAUGGCUUUGCAGACAGCACUGGAGAUCCCCUGGCAGCACAGCCACCUGUCCUGGGCCGUCAGAGCCCACCGUUGCGUGAGUGUGGACACCGAGCCUCUUGCCAAUUCAGACAGAACAUGAGGGACGGAAGAGCUGAGGCAGCCCGUGGGCGCUUGCUGACACGUGUCCUGUCUGUUCCAGAUGUGAGCGAGGUCAAGUCCUGCCGGGACAACUGCACUUGCUCCUCCUGCUCGCCCCGGGCCGCCACCAUCAGUGACUUGCUCAAUGAUCAGGACUUACUCGACGUGAUCAGGAUAAAGCUGGACCCAUGUCACCCGACGGUCAAGAACUGGAGGAAUUUUGCCAGCAAAUGGGGCAUGCCCUACGACGAGCUGUGCUUCCUGGAGCAGAGGCCCCAGAGCCCCACCGUGGAGUUCCUGCUCCGAAACAGCCAGAGGACGGUGGGCCAGCUGAUGGACCUCUGCAGGCUUUACCGCCGGGUGGAUGUGGAGACCGUCCUGCGCAGGUGGCUGGACGAGGAGUGGCCCAAGAGGGGGUGUGGGGACCACCCCAGACACUGCUAGACCUCUGCUCCUUCUCCCUGGCCUCUUUGGAACGUUGAAACAACCCAGGUCAGGGCGUGGCAGGAAUCUGUUCUUUCUCAAGAACUGAGGAUAAGGACGUGGAACGGAGGUUCUCCCGACGCUGGUGGUUGCGGGGGAAGGGUGCAUUAUGUUUUGGUGGUGGAUUUUUGCUUGUUUAGUUUUGCACAUGUUUUAAUUUAAUAUUUGAAUCUGGAAUUGGCAGAAACAUUUCACAGGCUCCUCUAGGGACCCAGCCCGGGCCCGCAGUCAGAACAGAUCCGUGCCACCAUGAAAGUUCCCCCCACGUGCUGCUGAAGGUCGAAGCAGGAACUCAGACGGUGAUGGCCCCACACGGCCCUCGCCCACGGGCUCCUUCUCGGCCAGUGGGCGCUGCUCCGAGGCCGCGGCACAGACAGGGCGCCUGUGGGGUCUGCUUGUGACUGGUUUGUUUUAACGUACUUGGGGAAUGAACAGGACACUGGUAUUACGUGGUGAUACCUUUCAGAACACCUGCACCCUCCUUUUAUUCCAAUGCUUUUAUAGUCUGUGCGCUAUCAAAAAUGUCAUUUGCUCAAGUAUUUUUGAAAGAGAUACAAAAAAUCAAUGGUGACUGGGAGGGCGGAGUCGGGAAUCAGUAGGUGAAAGGGCCGUGGGACUGGGGUUGGCAAAGAGGGUGCAGCGUGCCCCUUGGUCACCCACAGCCUUUAAAAAUUAGCUUGAAUGGGACUUUGACAUCUUCUGCAUGAGGCUGGCUGUCUCGCCCGCCCGAGAGGGAGCUCUGUUAACAAAGAAACACAAAUCACCUGGCCCCCAGGUGAGCCGCCCCUUCCAGCACUUACUGUCUCAGCUGAAAGCCACUUACUUAGCCAGCAAGGGGUGGGGGGAAUCUUUAAUCUUCUUGCUGGAGGGGAGGAUAUGCGAUAAAAUCCAAAUUUUAAACCAAAUGAAAUAUUGGGUCCAAAGAUCUAAAGUUCUUACGUGAUGCUUAAGGGGAAAGGGAAUCAUGGCAGACGGAAGUGUUUGUUAUUGGACAGACCAGAUUUUCUAGGAUUUGGUGGGGGCGGGGGUGGGGGGAUUGCAAAGCUUUAGUGUGCUUGACAAUUUCAUGAAAGUGCUACUUGGAUUUGGCUGUGGGUUAGAAAAUUAAGGCACUCUGUUCAAUUGGGGAGAUGCCGUAUGUCUGCUUAAAAUAAGCAAAAGUGAUGGGUUAAUAUUGAUUAGAGCAGUACAAGAAAGGUUAGUGUUAGCUCAAAAGAAAACAACCAAUGUUUUUUGGACUAAUGGUUACCGUGGUUUUUGUUAGGUUGCUGUGAUGUAAAGUCAGCCUCACCAUCAAAUGUAAACUCCAAACUAGCAAAUCCGCUAUUGCCUCUCACUCAGAGACUCAUGCCUCUGAUUCAGCUCACCCGCCUUUGUCAGGGUUAUCAGAUCAAUGUCAGGAUUAUUGCAAGAUGCAUGCAGAGUGACAGCCAGUAGUAAAAUGUAGAAAGUUUAAAAAUAUAUAUUUUUAAAUAUUUUUGCAAAAAGAAGUCCAGUGAGGUGAUGGUUAAAUAUUUAUCAUCAGCCAUGUCCUGGGCCCUGGGGAGACAGACUUCCGAGGGGCCCUGGUCUCCUGGGAAGUAGACUUCCCAUGCCAUGUCCUCAUGAGGCAACAUGUGACACACUUGUGCAUGUUAGUCCAAAACUUACUGUGGGUAAACAUAGAUGAGCUUUCGGUGUUUGUGAUCAACAUUUGAGGGAAUUGGAACUAAAAAGGUUGUGAUUAUUUAGUGCCACAUGGUACUGGACCCUGGCUGUCUGAUGGUCAUCGCUCAGUGUGUCCUGACACCCCCUUGGGAUGUAAAGAGUGGCCAGCCUGACAAGUGUCUUGCUAACUGCUGCCUGGCCUGGUGCCCCUAGAAAGUCCCCCUUCUGUCCCCAGGAUGCUGGGAAACUCCCUCCACUCCUUCCUUUCAUAGUUCCCUCCCUCAUCACCGCCCGGGGGAACUUGUCGCCCCCACUGCAGGGCAGCCUGCGGGGCCCAUGACCAGCUGAGGCAGUGGGGGAACCCCUCUCUGCUCCCAUCCUCACCCUGCUCCUUCCUCCUCCCACUUGGGGCCCUGACCUCCCCUACACAGAGAAUAGGAGGGCAGGUGGUACCUCCAGCCCACCCAGCCAUCACUCCCACAGAGGGGGGUGGAGAGGGUUCUGCACAUCCGGAGGCUCCCUCCAUGUCCACUGACAAAGGGCAACCCGAGGGAGGAGGGGGCGGAAGUGACACUCCCAACACCACCCUGGCCUCCCCCUGCUGCCGAGCCAGCCUCUCUGGGCUCCUCUCCAGGUCCCAGCUCAGGGGAGGCCCCGUGUGCCUGAGAGCCACUCUGGGUGGUGGGACAGCAGCUGGCAGAGGUGGGUGUCUAACCCUGUCAAUAGGACCACAGCUGCAAAUAAUUUUUCUUUAAAGUUUCUACUAUCCCAGAUUUUAAAUCUGGAAAAAAGGCGGGAAUCUCCCCCCUGGAAGCACCGCUACACGCGGUGAGGCAGUUCCACAGAACCAUCCGUUCUCCGAGUCGCAGGUGUGUGACUCAAGAGUGCUCUGUGGGCUGUGGGCUGGCGUGGGCACACAGGUCCCUGCUGACCCCUCUCCUAUGGGACAUGUUCCAGAAUUCCAAACUCAGGAUUUCAGUCUCAACACUGACUUUUUAAAAAAGAUUUUAUUCAUUUAUUUUUAGAGAGGGAAGGGAGGGAGAAAGAGAGAGAGAGAGAGAAACAUCAAUGUGCAAUUGCUGGGGGUUAUGACCUGCAACCCAGGCAUG
Molecule: messenger RNA, 3677 nt
Organism: Phyllostomus hastatus (greater spear-nosed bat)
Lineage: Eukaryota; Metazoa; Chordata; Mammalia; Chiroptera; Phyllostomidae
Gene: EDARADD
Product: EDAR associated death domain
Exons: 6
Coding region: 121-882 (253 amino acids)
Biological process (GO): signal transduction
Molecular function (GO): protein binding
Source: RefSeq, a predicted model, not a curated record